CCUCGUUCCUUCCUGCUCUGCCAUACAAUCACAAUCACAAUCACAUAAUGUCGUCGUCCCAAUCCCUCACUCCGAUUCCCCACUUCCCAAUUUCUGUCGAUCCAUGUGAACUUUGUUCCUUCAUCAACAGAAUCCUCCUCCAUACCAAUGGGUUGCGGGGUGUCCAGAUCCAACGAGGGUCUGGUCGUUUUUCGCAGCCCCCAUCAUAGUAAACCCCAAACUCAUCCUCCCAAAUUGUUAAUCGAGGAACCAUCAAACCUCCACCAACCACCGGAAUUGCAAAAAAUCAACAUCGCAUAUCACGAUGGCAACGGCAAUGACGAUCCAUUGUGGGUCGGAUCUCCUAGCUUUAGGGAGUAUGUUCAAUCCUUCCCCGAGGAUGACGAUGUUGCUACUUCAGGUGAUGUAAGAGGAAAGGAGAUCGUAAUUGGUACCCGAGGAGGUGAAAAGUUGAUAUGCAAUGGCGAGGUUUGUGUACGGGGGGAUUUAGCAGGGACGGAAGAAGCAGAUACAAGAGGAGGAAGAUAUAGAAAGGUAUUUCAGGUGCACAGAGUCACUUUCUGGCACGGCCGCGCGUGGUAUCCCGGCCACCCAAAAGCAACCAGAAAGGCGGCCGGAGCCUCAUCUUAACAUCCAUCAUCCAUCCAUGGUGAUUCGUGAUGCAUUCUGUCUUUGACUAAAUUCCUUCAUUCUUUUUUUGUAAUUCACUAUUUUAUUAUUUUAUCAUUAUUAUAAUUACUUAGCCUUAAAAAAAAUGUUAUAUCGAAUAAGAAUUGAAGUGGGUUCAAUCUCGAUCAAUUCAAAGUCUAUUAUGCAGUC
Molecule: messenger RNA, 819 nt
Organism: Lactuca saligna
Lineage: Eukaryota; Viridiplantae; Streptophyta; Magnoliopsida; Asterales; Asteraceae
Source: the annotation of a GenBank genome assembly